Hyposmocoma kahamanoa is the source of this 387-nucleotide messenger RNA. RefSeq lists its product as uncharacterized. Lineage: Eukaryota; Metazoa; Arthropoda; Insecta; Lepidoptera; Cosmopterigidae. The record is from RefSeq and is a predicted model, not a curated record. The annotation marks the transcript as partial. The transcript has a single exon.
UACCACCUUGUGCAGGUGCUGACCGGGCACGGUUGCUUCGGUCACUACCUGCACAAGGUGGCGAGGAGGGAACCGUCCCCGUCGUGCCACGAGUGCGGCGCUGCGGAUGACACCGCGCAACACACCCUAGAGGUGUGCAGCCGGUGGGAUGAGCAGCGCUGCACUCUGACGGGGACUGUAGGGCAGGACCUCUCGCUGCCGAGCGUGGUUGCUGCCAUGCUGGAUAGCGAGGAGUCCUGGGAGGCGGUGGCCUACUUUUGCGCACAGGCUAUGUCGCAAAAGGAGGCCGCGGAGCGGGUGCGCGAGGACGCGGCGGACGCGCACCCGCUUCGGCGCAGACGUACGGGGAGAAGGCGAACGCAGUUCGCUGCACGUCUGAUCCCCUAG